This is a messenger RNA of Sabethes cyaneus, 3264 nucleotides long. RefSeq lists its product as uncharacterized. The transcript has 3 exons. The record is from RefSeq and is a predicted model, not a curated record. Lineage: Eukaryota; Metazoa; Arthropoda; Insecta; Diptera; Culicidae. The coding region runs from base 1 to 3264 and encodes 1087 amino acids.
AUGUCGAUUUCGGACAAAGCAACCGAAACAAAGGUCGCAGUAAUGGACAAAAGAGUGAAAGGGAAAUUCCCUGUGUAUAUGCCCGGGCUAAAUGUAAGCUCAUAUUUGCAGACCGUGGAUAUUUUUUUUGCAUUAAACAAAACUCCGGAUGAUGAAAAGGCAUUGGAGUUUAUUACAAGCGUAGGCCAAGAAACCGCAAAUCGAUUAAUUGGCAGUUUUAAACCAGAUAAAAUAGUUAACAAAACAUUUGAACAAAUAGUGAACAAAUUCAAACUAUUGCAUGAAGAAAAUAAAAAUGUGUUUGCUGAACGUCACCGCUUAAUAGAACGGAAACAAAAUGAAGGCGAAUCUUUAGAUGAUUUUGCAAUAGAUUUGCAAAAUAUCGUUGAGCACUGUAGUGUUAGUCUCGAAACCGAAGCUACCAUGGUGCAAUCGAUAUUCGUGGCCGGAAUACUGGACGGUAAAACGAGAGAAGCAAUGUUACGAGAGGCUAAUCAUAACAUGAAUUUGGCACAACUCUUGGAAAAGGCUAAAACUGUAGAGACAGCUUCUACAGAAUCACGAAAAAUGGCAAAACCAGAUGAAAGGGCGUUAAACUAUGUGGGACCGAGUAGUGAAAUAUACCGUAAAACAGUCAUUAAACCGGGAAAAUUUUCCGAGCGUGUAGGAAAUAGAAACAUUUCUUUUCACCGUGAAAAUCCUAAAGUUAGCAAUGAUACGGUUUGCUAUAACUGUUACAAUAGAGGACACUUGUCAUACCAUUGUACCUUACCAAAAGCCAAAAAGCCACGGUUUGAGCCGCAACGGUCUAAGAAGGUGUGGAGCAGAAAGAGAGCUUUCGAUGAACGAAUUAACCAGCUAGCAGCUGCUGUGGAGGAUCUCAAAAUGAAUUUGGGGGAUGACGCUGACGCUGACGAUAACGAACAACUCGAUGAGCUUGCAGGCAAUUAUUACAACCAACCUAAUGGGAUAAACAACGUUUUGCUUGGUAAGUCAAACAAUUUGCAACCAGCUUUUGUGGAGUUAAAUGUAAAUGGGCAAAAUCUGUUGAUGGAGUGUGAUACGGGGGCUUGCGCGACAAUUUGUUCAUUUGACACAUAUAAAGAAAAGUUUAGUAAAUGUACACUUCUGCCAGAGCAGAGAAAAUUUUUUGUUAUCUCAGGAGAGACCGUAAAUGUGGUGGGUAAAAUAAAAGUUACCGUAAAGCUUGGAAAGAGAUUGUUAACUUUGCCUUUAUUAGUAAUUAGAUCUCCCAAAAGCUUUGUUUCUCUACUGGGUCGAAAUUGGUUGAACACGAUCUGGCCAAAGUGGAGAGACGUUUUUACUAUUGACACUAUUCGUGAGUCGGGACGAAGGCAAUGGGUAGAUAGUACGGUCGCGAGAUUAAAAAGUGAGUACGCAUCGGUUUUCGACGACGAUCUAACCGAGCCUAUCAAAGAUGUAGUAGUUGAUAUCAGAAUAGAUGAUCAAACGAGACCUUUUGUUCAUAAACCGUAUACGGUUGCAUUUAAACAUCGUGAAAAAGUAGGCACACAUUUAGAUGAACUCGAAGCUAAGGGUAUUCUAGAGAAAAUAGAAUAUGCGGAAUGGGCUUCUCCCAUAGUCGUGGUAGUGAAACCAAACAAAAAAGAUAUCCGUAUUUGCAUGGAUGGAUCGAAAACUGUUAACCCUCACAUUGUAACACACCAUUAUCCCCUCCCGAUUAUAGAUGAACUUAUUACAAAUAAGAGCGGGGCAAAGAAAUUUGCUCUAAUUGAUUUGAGAGGAGCGUACCAACAACUAAUAGUAUCAGAAGCAGCGAAAAAGCUUUUGGUAAUAAAUACUCACAAAGGUCUGUAUGCGUAUCGCAGGUUACCUUUUGGGGUAAAGCCAGCAGCGACAAUUUUCCAAUCGGUCAUGGACAAAAUAUUACUGGGCAUAAAAAACGUGCAAGCUUACAUUGAUGAUAUUCUCAUUUGGGCCGAGUCAGAUGAUGAACUAUUGAAUAAAAUUAAAAUUGUGCUAGGGCGACUGAAAAUAUAUAAUGUCAAGGUGAAUGCCGAGAAAUGUGAAUGGUUUGUUUCCCAAGUGAAAUAUUUGGGUCACAUUCUUUCGGAGGCAGGAGUAUUGCCAAAUCCGGAGAAGGUGAAAGCGACAACGGCCGUGCCAGAGCCAAAAUCGAAAACACAACUAAAAUCAUUUCUCGGCAUGGUAACUUUCUAUACUAAAUUUGUCCCAAAAUUAAGUGUCAUUCUUUCACCACUUUAUAAUCUUUUAAAAAAGGACAGUAAGUGGAAUUGGGAUAUAGCCCAUAAAAAAGCAUUUGAGCAUAGUAAAUCCGCAAUUUGUAGUGCGCAAGUUCUAGCACAUUUUGACCCAUCUAAGCCCAUCACCGUGACAUGCGAUGCAAGUGACGAAGGAAUAUCAGGCAUUCUAAGCCACACAAUUAACAAUACGGAUGUGCCAAUAUUUUUUGUUUCACGCCGGCUAUCGCAGACUGAAAAGAAAUAUCCCAUUCUGCAUAGGGAAGCGCUAGCUAUCGUAUUUGCAAUGGAGAAGUUUUAUAAAUAUAUAUUAGGCCAAAAAGUACUUAUAGUCACCGAUCAUAAACCACUAUUAGGUAUAUUUGGCGGCAAGAAAGGAGGGCCUUCAGUUAUCGCCACCAGGCUACAAAGAUAUUUCUUACGUUUAUCAAUAUUUGAUUACACUAUCACGCAUGUGGCAGGCAAAGAUAAUCAGGCAGCAGACUGCUUAUCAAGAUCACCAUUAAAUCAACGAUUAAGUGCUGCGGACUUAGAAGAAAGCCAACGUUGUUCAUUUAACAAGCUUAAUUAUUUAGUAGACGAUCAAAAAGUCAACAUCAAUGCUAAGAUCAUUGCUAGUCAAUCUAUUUUAGAUCCAAUAUUAUCACAAGUGAUAAAUUAUGUUCAAACCGGGUGGCCUAGCCACGUCCAAGCUAUCGCACAUCAGCUGUCGCCCCCCAAAAUAGGCGACCACGGAAGGGAUCACCAUCACGAAGCACACGUUUGCGAGCCAAUCCCCGUUUUUAAAAUCGGUGACUUUUGGGAACGUAACUGCGAUCAAUAUCAUGUCAACAACUACGACGCGACGGAUGGACGGAAGGACGGUGGCACUGGGGAAGAUCUGGGAUAUUCACGCGUACUUGCCUGGAGGUACAUGCUGAGAGACCCCUGCCACAACUUCGACCUCAAGACUGAGAUGAUAUUAAUGGCAGAAUACAGUAUGGCUGCGGCGAUUCGUCUUCAGAGUCACGAUGUGGUUUGA